UGUUCUUGGCAGGAAGAGGAAACAAUAGCUGAGCAGUCACUCCAGCUCAUCCCUUGUGCAUUCAGCUGCUGUAUGAAACAAGUUCAGGCGGCUAACCGUUGGAUGGAGUCGUUUCUUUUAGAAGUAUCUGAAAUGCCUUACAAUGCGUUAUUCUUUUAGCGCUGGCGAUGUUUCCGGGCAGUUGAUCAGGGAGAUCUGUGUGGGAUGGAAAGGCAGGCUGAUAUCUGAUCUCCUCCCUGGACUUUGACACAAUGCCAUGGGGAACUGCUGGACUCAGUGCACAGGGCUCUUCAGGAGAGAGGCGAACAGGAUCCAGAGAGGAGGAGGGUCUAAAUACUUCAGAAGUAGCACAACUGGAGAACACUGUACAAUAGAGUUUGAGAAUCUUGUGGAGAGUGAUGAGGGCGAGAGUUCACAGAGUUGUGCCAGGCCCAUCAGUGAAGAGGAGAUCAGCCAUCUGAAGGAGCAGUGCUAUGCUGCUAUUGCUGAUAAGCAGACGCUGAUCGACGAGAAGCUGAACGCGGAGUUAGUGGCACAAGAGGAGAAGUUAAGGCUAGAAGAGGAGGCUAUAGUCGCAGCUCAGCGCGAGGCUGCUCGGCUCGCAAAGGAGCGAAAGCUAAAGGAGCAGCUUGCACAGACGAAAACCGAAGCAGAGGGCGACAGCUCACAUCACAAACAGCCAUCAGGUGGAGAGUUUGAAGCGUACCUACAGUGUGUGAAGGCUCAGUCAGAGGCAUUCCGCAGUAGCCGACUCUCCUCUGAGACAAAUCUAGUGACCCCGAACACCGAGAGCAGCUGGGACUUCACCUGCAGAACUCGCUCCACUAAUGACGAUGCCACCUCACUCGACCUUGAGUGGGAGGAUGAGGAGGGUAUGAAUCGGACGGGUGCUGCAUGGGAGCGCUCGAAGACCGAGGAGGACAUCCUGCGAGCUGCACUCCGUCCUGUCGGUAAACCAUUGGAUAGUGGGCCAGCUUCUGCUUCAGAGGACUCCAACGCUCUUGAGUGGGAGAACGACUUUGUCAGUGCACAUGCCGAAGACAGUAGUGAGCAGUGUGAUGAGGGAUUCAUUAAUCCAGUACUGGACACUCCAUCUGAGGCAGAGCCUAAUGUUGACCAGCAGGACAGAUAAUCCCAGGUGGAAGCAAAGGAGGUGUAGAGUUGAGUCCAUCACUUGACUAGCUCUAUUGUAUGUAAAUUAUUAAUUUAGCCUUAUUUUAAGAUUGGUCUUUGAAUCAAGUGCAAUUUUUCAAAUUCGGGCUGUUGCAGAAAAAGUUUUAAGGGAUGUUUGAGGUAAUCAUGCCUGUCUGUAAUUUAGUCAUAAUUGCACUCAACUUUUCUUUUCUUAUUGGGAAUGGGCUUCAUCUUUACAGAACAAGCCCAUGACCACAGUGGUGUACUAGGCCUACCUCACUGGAAUCAAGGAGAGGUACAUAAAUGCUGGUGUUGUGGGUUGGGUUGGGUCUCCCCCCCUUCCUUUCUUUUCUUUGUAGCUUGCUUAAGAAAACUGACUGGUGCCUGAUAUCCCAGCCAUCCACUUAGCAUCAAGCUGUCUUUUUUACACAUUUCAGCAAAGUGGAACCUAUAUGCUGGAGUAUACAGACAUGCAUUUAGGGGGAGAAUUCUCCCUGUGUCUCUCUAUCAACCCUUAUGUUGAUCUACCAGUCUUGUAUCACGAAAAAUCCAGGCCACAAGUGUAUAGCUGCAAUUUCUAAAAAUGCCUCAUGAACACCACCCUAUCCAUGAAAACGUAAUGCGUGCGCACACAAGUGCUUUAAAAGUGUGAAAUUUACACAUGCAACACCUUUUUGAGUUGCUGGAUUUGUCUUGAUACCAAAUUAUGACUGAAAAACACAAUUUGUAUCUGUUAUGGAUUUAUUUGUAGUUCCUUGCCUGAUCUUACAAAUAUUAGUUAAAUAAAAUGUACUUUAUUCUCAAGUAAGUUUACAAGCCAGAAUGCACUAUCUUUAAUCACUGGAUAGCAAUUAAUGACAAACAACUGCCAUUAACAUUUCACAUAUCUGUACAAUCUCUCUUUACACAAGUAAGAUGAAAUGCGUUUCGUGAUCCUAUUGGGCCUCAAUAGUGACAAAUUUGUCAAAUUUAUGAAUUAAGUGUGGUGAGAGGUCUGUUUUUGGCCCUCUCAUAUGAAUAUACAGUACCCUCUUCAUGUUUAAAAAUUAUCAUACUUUUAAACAUGCUUAAAAUGUUGUGCCUAGUUGGGACACUAUAGCUCACUGCACAGGGCCCGCCCACCCUUUCUUGCCCUCUUCCUUCCCUCCUUCCUUCACCUCCCAUUCACCUUGGGAUUUAGAGCUUUAAUUUUGUGUGGGGGUGGGGUGGGGUGUUAAUUUUCAUUGCCACUGGUUUGUAUAAAUAGCGAAUAUGUGGCAUUAAAAUACUUUUUUGGUGCAUUCCAAACAUUCAAACUUAAAUGCGAAGAUCACAUAGAGUUGCACAUGUUUGCUCAUCUACACAAUGGGGUGUUUGUAAAUAAAGGAGCACAUUUUAUAUCUCUCUGCAUAUCUCACUGAAAACAUUAGAGGGCAAAGAUUGAACGCAAUAUACCUGUAGUUUGGGAAAUCCGUCCUCUUGAAGUUUGACUGCUAAUAAAAACGAGCCAGAUCAGAAA
Molecule: messenger RNA, 2632 nt
Organism: Neoarius graeffei (lesser salmon catfish)
Lineage: Eukaryota; Metazoa; Chordata; Actinopteri; Siluriformes; Ariidae
Gene: ap1ar
Product: adaptor related protein complex 1 associated regulatory protein
Exons: 10
Coding region: 257-1132 (291 amino acids)
Biological process (GO): negative regulation of substrate adhesion-dependent cell spreading; negative regulation of cell motility; regulation of Arp2/3 complex-mediated actin nucleation
Molecular function (GO): AP-1 adaptor complex binding
Source: RefSeq, a predicted model, not a curated record